This is a messenger RNA of Hemicordylus capensis (graceful crag lizard), 3878 nucleotides long. RefSeq names its product cilia and flagella associated protein 58 (gene CFAP58). NCBI's taxonomy places the organism in Eukaryota, Metazoa, Chordata, Lepidosauria, Squamata, Cordylidae. The coding region runs from base 253 to 2883 and encodes 876 amino acids. The record is from RefSeq and is a predicted model, not a curated record. Gene Ontology annotation, cellular component: cytoskeleton. The transcript has 18 exons.
ACUCCGCCCCUUCCCCGCACAGCCUGCACGACCGCCGUCUCCUCCGCGCGCCUCUCUCUGCGGAAUGUGAGAGCAGGGCAGGCUUGCAGUUGCUAGGAGACGGGAGCGGCGGCCGCAUACACACACCGGCGGCGCGGCAGAGACCCAGCAGCGAGGAGGAAAGGCCCUCCCUACCCACUUCCGUGGGGUCUUCCUCCCUCUUCCUCCCUCACCUCACACCUUGGGGGCUUUGCACCCCUCCCUGCUGCAAAAAUGGCUGAGGAAAGGUAUGACAAGCCUGCAAUAGAAGAAAAUGUCUUUGAAGCCUUGGAAAAAGACUUCCAAGAAGUCGUCAGUGAGCUUACGGGAGAUCAAAGCCUGGAAAAAUUUCGUGUGGAAUAUGAGAAGCUCCAUGCCGUUCUGAAAAAGUCCUAUGAGAAUGAAAAGCGUCUCAUGGCAAAAUGCAGGGAACUGAAUGCAGAGAUUGUGGUGAAUUCGGCUAAAGUUGCUACUGCUCUGAAGCUCUCUCAGGAUGAUCAGACUACAAUAGCUUCACUGAAAAGGGAAAUUGAAAAGGCCUGGAAAAUGGUGGAUGCAGCCUAUGAGAAGGAGCAGAAAGCAAAAGAAACUAUUCUGUCCCUUAAAGAUGAAAUCUUGAAUCUGACUAAAUUAGUGGAGCAAGGAUCUGGAUUAUCAUUGGGUCAAGAGCAUAACAUGCGUGAAUUGCUAAGAUUUAAGGAGGAAGUAACAAAGGAACGAGACCAGCUUUUGUCAGAAGUUGUAAAGUUACGUGAAAAUGUAGCAAAUAUGACAGAUCAACAGCAAGAGGCAGAAAAGACAAAACUUGAGGCAGAGUCAACCAUCGCUCAGCUCCAUCAGGAAAUCCAAAUGCGUCAGAAUGAGGCUUCACGGGAAUCCCGAAAGAAGGAAAAAAUGGAGAGGGAACUGAAACAGCUUCAAAUGGAACUAGAGAACAAGUUGUCUGAUAUGAAGACAAUGCAGCAGGCUAUGCAAAGGAACAAGGAGGACCUCCUGAGGUCUGAACAGCAGCUCAAGGAGCAGAAGAUCCUGAACGAAAGGGCCACAAAAGAACUGGAACAGUUUACACUGAGAAAUGCCAAGCUCCAGCAAGAAAAUGAGCAGCAUAGCCUGGCCAUUGAACAACUUAUGCAGGAAAAUCAACAAAAAACUACGGAGCUGAGAGCAAGAGAAGAUGAAGUAUCUCAGAUGCGUCAAGAAAUGUCAAAGCUUUCUAAAGUGAGAGAGGUUAUGCAACGAAAAAUGCGUGUUGUAGAGGAAAGCAAAACACAGGCAGAAUAUGAAAGAGACACUCUUAAAAACCAGAUAAAUGGGCUAGAGAGAGAGUUGGAGGCUGCAAAAAAGCAAGCAGAAAUUGAUAAGAAAGCUAUAGAUGAGCUUGUGAGAGAAAGGGAUAUAUUGAACAAGAACUUGCUCAAGGCUGCCAGUGUCACUCAAAAGCAGAUGAACCUUGUUAAGCUCCAUGAACAGUCAAAGAAGAAUCUGGAAGAAGAAAUUCAGAAUUAUAAGGAUGAGGCUCAGAAGCAGAGGAAGAUUAUCUUCCAGCUGGAGAAGGAGAGAGACCGCUAUAUUAAUGAAGCUAGUGAGCUCACGCAAAAGGUCCUCCAUCACAUGGAAGAUAUCAAAGUGCGGGAAAUGCAGAUAUUUGACUACAAAAAGAAGAUUGCAGAGUCUGAGACAAAAUUAAAACAACAGCAGAAUCUCUAUGAAGCUGUGAGAUCAGACAGAAACCUCUACAGUAAAAAUUUGAUUGAAGCUCAGGAUGAGAUCAACGAAAUGAGGAAGAAGCUGAAGAUUAUGACACACCAGGUAGACCAACUGAAAGAAGAGAUCUCUGCUAAAGAGGCAGCACUUGUGAAAGUGCAUCUGGAUCACCAGCGGAUAGAAAAAGAGAAAGAGGCAUUGAAGAGCGAAUUGCUUAAAAUGAGACAGCAAGCUCUGGAGACUAAGCAUUUUAUUGAAAAACAAGAGGAGGAGGAAAGAAAGCUCUUGAAAAUUAUUUCUGAGGCUGAUGCAGAAAGGAUGAGGCAGAAGAAAGAAUUAGACCAGGUUAUUAGUGAAAGAGACAUCCUGGGGAGCCAGCUGGUUCGCCGCAACGAUGAAUUGGCUCUUCUGUAUGAGAAGAUCAAAAUCCAGCAAUCAAUUCUGAACAAGGGGGAAAUGCAGUACCGGCAAAGAGUGGAAGACAUCCGGCUGCUCAAGCUGGAGAUCAAGAAACUUCGUCGGGAGAAGGCAAUACUUGGCAAGAGUGUGGCUAACGUGGAAGAACUCAGGCAGGAAGUUUAUCAUAUGCAGAAGGAGUUACUGAAAGAACGGACACGUUGUAGAGCCUUGGAGGAAGAGCUUGAAAACCCUAUGAAUGUUCAUAGAUGGAGAAAAUUAGAGGCCAGUGACCCAAGUACCUAUGAAUUGAUACAGAAGAUACAUGCAUUGCAGAAACGGCUUAUCAGCAAGACUGAAGAAGUGGUUGAAAAAGAGCUGCUCCUCCAGGAGAAAGAGAAGCUAUAUGUAGAACUGAAGCACAUCUUAGCCCGGCAGCCUGGACCAGAAGCAGCAGAACAGUUGCAGCUGUAUCGGCAUACCCUACGGGAGAAGACCAAGCAACUUAAAGUUUUAUCUUCUGAACUGAACAUGUAUGAAUCACAGAGUCAAGAAUACAAAUAUGAAAUUGAAAGACUUGCCACUGAGCUUCUGAACAUCAAAAAGAAAUACCUCACUCAGAAACGCAAAGAACAUGAAAACAAGGAAAAGGAGAGGACCCUGAGUAACAUGGACCAUGACUUCACAGGGCAAAGAACCAGAGUUUCACGUUUCGCUGGAGGUGGUUUCCCGCUGAGCAACCCGCCUCCCAAGAUUUUGGCCUAAACAGUUGUAUCAUCACACCUUGUCAUCUGCUUUGGCACCUCCUGCUGAACUAAAUGUUGUGUUUUGGGUAGUUAUGAGACAAUUUGGUUGCUUUUAAGAUAACUUGUAGCAAAACACUUCCUUGAGAUCGCUGUGUCCUAUUGAUAAGAGGUUGUAUUCUGGAGUGGACAGUGCUGUUUAACCCUGUUAGUCAAAUCCUGCCCUUAAUUAUGUCAGUUCCUACCCUAUAGAUACCAAUGGAGCAGCACAGCAUGAGACAUCUCCUAAUACUUCUAUGAUCUCAGUUGCCUUUCUAAGUACCCUUGAUUAAAAGUAAGUUCACUCAAAAUUACUGAGGCUUACUUCCAAAUAAAUAAUUGAGGCCUGAGUGUUAAACUUGAAAUCAAUUUUUUUUAAAGGAUGAAUACUGUAGUUAUAUUGCCUUGAUCUACCUCUUCCUAAAUGUACACCCUAAAGCCAUAUGAAAAAUAACUAGAAUGCUAAUUUUCUACCUUAAGAAAACAUGAAACUGAUAAUUUGUCAUCCUGAAGUAUAGCAUUCAGUUGUGCUGGUGUGUUUUACAAUAGAAAGAACUUACUAAAAAGAUUAGGAAUGUGUGUAAUAGCAUUAAGCCCACACAACUCCCAUACUAGUCAAUGUAAUUCAUUUUUAUGAUAUGUAGAUACGAAAUAUGAUGAUAACAUCUUUGAUUGUAGCUAGAUUGUAGGUUGGGAGCAUGCUAUACCUUCAUUAAUUAGUUUCUUGUAUACCAAACCUCUAAAUAUAACCAAUCUUUCAUUUUAAUUCCUGUUAAAGGGAAGACACUUUUUAAAACAUAUGUAAAAAGUUGUUUACAUGUGCAGCCACCAAUUCCUCCCCACGCUGAAACUUUUUCAGUCUGAAGAGAUUUAAUUAUUGUUUAUCAGGAAGCCAUAUGACAAAGUCACUGUAUGAGGUGCUGAAGGAUGGCAGUGGGGUGAUGCUCAAGCUGUACAAAAUAAAAUGUUUUGAAAGUG